AUGGAAAAAUCUGUUAAGUUGCUUGCUUCUUUCUCAAAUAAACAUAACAGACACAAGAAGCUUGGGAGCAGUAAUCCCUUCAGAGCCUCCAAUUGCCAUGCUAUCAAGGGUGCUGCUCCGGAUGGGCCUAGAGAUUGGCCUUCAAGCAAUGGAAAGACAGCUGGAGAGACUACAGACAUAUUUUCUGUGCUGGAGAGCUUCAGUGACUUUCUCACACAAGAUGCUUCUAGUGCAGCACUUGAUUCUAUCCAUGAGAAGGGCACAAAGGAUUUUGCCAAUCGGGCAUGUCAUAUGUCCCAGGUUCAACAGCGUCCUGACUAUAAGACCACUCAUGAUUCACUGAUCUUAAAGGAAGUUGCGGGCCUCAAUGAAGGUGAUUCUCACACUGGCAAUGGAAGGUUAGGAGAACAGGAAGUAGGGGGAUCAAACCUUGCUCAACCUCUUGAUGGUACCCUUGAUGAUUCAUCCAUGAAUUCUGGCCUGGAUCCAAAUUUUGAAAUUCCAGUGCAUGAAGAACCUAUGAAUACAGCCAACAGUCCUACUUAUGAUGACUUUUUGCAUGUGCAAGAUGUUCCUGGAGGAAAAGUUGAUGGCAGUUAUAAAGGAAAAGAUGCCACCAUGUCAAUUUCUCCAAAAAGUCACAUGAAAUCUUCUGUAGCAAGUGAGAAGGAUAAAGUGGAUAAACCUUUGAGGCAGGUGAGAAAGCGAGUUGCUUUUAAACAUGUUGAUCCAGCACAGAAUGAGGAUCCUGAGGAGGAGGAUGAGCUUGACCCUACUUACUCUAACGUAGAUGAACUUGAAGACCAUGAUGAAGAAUUCAGUUUGGAUAAUGGAUGCAGGAAGAAAAGAGCAUCUAGUUCAAAGAAGAAAUCUGUGGCAAAAAAUGGAAAACCACCACAAAAGCAUAAAAGGGCCAAUGAGGAUUGUGAUAAACCUACUAAAGAACCUCACAAAAAAUUCUCUCAUUCAACCCAACGAAGAAAAAGAUGUGUGGACAAGACUUUGCUGGAGACUCCUGAGGAUGAACUGGAUCCUCAAACAUUACGUAUCAAAGAUAUUAUACUACUUGCAGAACAUAGGGAGCGGCUAGCGAAAAAGGAGGCAAUGGCAUCAAAAACAGUUAAUGAAAGAGAUGGAGGCUCCCUUCAUGAGGCUGCUGCUCAUAAUGAAGACAUUUUGGGUUCAGAAUACGGUAGAGGCUCAGAUGAUGACCAAGCUAAUGAAAGUGUUCCAUUGGCUCCGAGUUUAUUCAAUUACCAGUCUUUCAUGGACAAGAAACCUAGAGGAAAAUGGUCAAAACAAGACACUGAACUGUUCUAUGAGGCUGUUCGGCAGUUUGGCACAGAUUUUUCUAUGAUACAACAGCUUUUCCCAGGUCGAACGCGUCAUCAAAUUAAGUUAAAGUACAAACAGGAAGAACGUCAACAUCCUUUACUCCUAUCUGAUGCUGUAAAUAAUCGUGGGAAAGGUUAAGACCUUUGCUUACUAUUUUGGUCUGUUUUUUCUUUGCAUGAUGAUUACAUUUUCUGUGCUAUAUGUAUUUUCCAAAGGUUUUCCCCAAUUAAGAGUGAUUCUACUUUUCUGAGUUUUUAUUUGCUCUCUUUAAUAAUUGUUCCUAUUUUAACAAGUUUGUGUCGCUAUAAUCAUCAAACUAUCCAUCUUGUAGUGAUCAGAAGAGGCAUUUACUUUCUCGAUCUAUGGUAGUCUAACUUUAUAGUAGAAGAUUAAAACCCGCUACAAUGUACCAUAUGACACUGUUUAUUUGAUUUCAUUGACUAUUGGAUUAUAAAUUGCUUGAUCAAACCAGUACUGCUCCUUGACGGGUUGAUUGCUUCAUUGAAAGGAAUGGCAUUUCAAGCUUUAAGGGUUAGUUAGGGUUUAGAUGUGAAUGCAAUUGUAUUUUUUAUGACUCUACUACCAUUUCCAUUUCUCAAACCUUUCAUGCCCAAUGUAGCAUCAACGGUCGAUUAGGUUCUCACUGUGAUUUGAACUUGGAUUCUUUGGUUCCAAUUCAACUGAGCCAAAGUUCAUUUGUACCUUUAUUUAUUUGUUUUUUAUGGUAGUGACUUGUGCUUAUGACCCUUGUGAUGUUUCGGUUGCUUCAUAAUGGUGCCUUUUUAUGUUAAGUGAGGGAUUUUUUUUCUUUAGUCUUGUAACUCUUUAUUGCAAAUCACUUUUAUGCUGUGCUUUUUUUUCCUUUUUUUUAAUCUUUUUUAUCAUUUUAAAAAUAUUUUAUGUAAUGUUUGCUAUGUCUAGCGCUUCUACUCCAUCUGUGACUACAAUUUCUGGUUGUUGCCUUCAUUGGCUGCUGUUAGCCUUUAUUUUCUUUAUAUUUGCCACUUUAUUUUGUUUGUUAUAUUACCGGGUAAAAUUAGUUAUAUUGUCCUGUUUGCUUUGUUGAGUUCGUUUUCUCUUGGCUUCAAUGCUUUGAUGACUAUCUGCUGCUCUAAAACUUUCCAGAAAUGAUGCAUGAGAGGCCUUUUAAGAAUAUCGGUUAUUGAGUUAAUCAUGUCAAAUAGUAAUUAAAUGAUUAGUUGGUUCAUGGGGUAAGGCCUGUUGUUGUUGUUGUUUGUAACCCAUUGAUGAAAGAAUAUAAACUAACGGGAGCAAAACUGUACACUUAUCUUUUUUUAGAUCUUCUCAUUUUAAAUCGGUUAUUGAGCGGCUGCAACUAGCUUCUGCUAAGACAGAACAAGACCCUAGAAGAGAUUCCGCAGUUGACACAACAGAAGAAGUGGUGGGCAUGACAUCCUAUCCUAAUCCUAAUCCUAAUGAAGAGAGCGAUGCAAAACCUCAGCAAGACGGAGCUGUGCAAGAUCAGGAAGAUAAUGAGUCAUUUCAUAGUGCUGAGAAAGCUAAUGAAAGUGAUAAUGAUGCCGACGACGACUUCCAAAGAUGGUGUCAAUAUAAAAGCGAUUACUAGUGUUAUAAGAUACUUUUUAUCUAAUUAAAUUAGAUUAGAAUGGGUUUCAAUCCUAGAUGUUACGAAGUGGCCCGAAAUCAAAAGCUUAGAUAUUACUCGCACCUAACCUAACCCUUAUCAGUAUUACAAAAGCUAAUUCCAGAUGGUAAAAAAAUUCUUUUUAUAUAUAUAUAUUGUGUUUUUUCUUUCCAGUUACACCAGGAAGAUUUGUACUUUAGGCUUCUCCCUACGCUCCACAACCACCCUUCCCAUUUGAAUUAGUCUCAAGUGACUUGCAAGCAUUGUAUUGAAAACCGGAUAAUAAACUGGUGAACUGAUCAGAUGGCAGGUCCAGAAUUGCGUUUAAACUAUUCUUUUGGUGAA
This is a messenger RNA of Prosopis cineraria, 3286 nucleotides long. Its product is annotated as transcription factor TFIIIB component B''. The coding region runs from base 1 to 1473 and encodes 490 amino acids. NCBI's taxonomy places the organism in Eukaryota, Viridiplantae, Streptophyta, Magnoliopsida, Fabales, Fabaceae. Gene Ontology annotation, cellular component: transcription factor TFIIIB complex. Gene Ontology annotation, molecular function: TFIIIC-class transcription factor complex binding. The record is from RefSeq and is a predicted model, not a curated record. The transcript is spliced from 11 exons. Gene Ontology annotation, biological process: RNA polymerase III preinitiation complex assembly.